AUGGCAAAUGUUACGCAGAGGCACAAAUUUUCAAAACACAGAGGAAAUGAGUCUGAUAGAAAGCCUAGAGAUGGUAAGUUCAUCAGAAAGCCGAAGAAGUUUGUCAAGCAGACGAAGGUUCUUGUAGAGAAGCACAUGCGGUUCCCCGGUGUUUACGUAUCGCGGGGCAAGGAGGAUUCGUUGUGCACGCUGAAUAUGGUUCCUGGUAUGAGUGUUUACAACGAGAAGCGAAUCACGGUAGAAACGAAUGAUGAAAAAAAGGAGUACCGCAUAUGGAAUCCGUACAGAAGCAAGUUGGCAGCUGGCAUGGUCUCGGGAUGCGAAAACGUCUAUAUGGGUCCAGGAUCGAAGGUCCUUUAUUUAGGGGCAGCAUCGGGCACGACUGUCUCGCACGUGUCGGACCUUGUUGGUACAUCUGGUGUGGUGUACGCGGUCGAGUUCUCCCAGAGAUCCGGACGUGAUCUCGUAAAUCUGGCGAAGAAGCGGCCCAACAUUAUUCCGAUCAUAGAUGAUGCAAGAUAUCCCCAGAAUUACCGUAUGCUGGUGCCGAUAGUAGACUGCAUAUUUUCAGAUGUAGCACAGCCCGAUCAAGCACGGAUUGUUGGGCUGAACGCGAAAUAUUUUCUUAAGAGUCAAGGCGGUGUUGUGAUGUCCAUCAAAGCUAACUGCAUAGAUUCCACCAAGAAGGCGGAAUCAGUGUUUGCGGAUGAAGUCAACAAAUUGCGAAAAGACGAUAUUAAGCCGAAGGAGCAGGUCUCCUUAGAGCCAUUCGAGAAGGACCAUGCAAUGGUUCUGGGAGUCUAUAGGCCCAAGGACAUUUAA
Molecule: messenger RNA, 822 nt
Organism: Vavraia culicis subsp. floridensis
Lineage: Eukaryota; Fungi; Microsporidia; Pleistophoridae
Exons: 1
Coding region: 1-822 (273 amino acids)
Biological process (GO): rRNA methylation; box C/D sno(s)RNA 3'-end processing
Cellular component (GO): small-subunit processome; nucleolus; box C/D methylation guide snoRNP complex
Molecular function (GO): histone H2AQ104 methyltransferase activity; RNA binding; rRNA methyltransferase activity
Source: RefSeq, a predicted model, not a curated record